GUCCAGUGAGGUUUUCUGAUAUCAGCUCGCAGACCCAGCGAUCCCAAUACCGGCUAAAUUGCUUCGCACCCCAUUGACCGUGCACGCGGAAUAUCAUUUUCGAUAAGCGGUCUCGUUCAGCGCCCGCGGGACAGCCGUUGAAUCUAAGUAUCGAAUCUGAGCGUAAGAUGAACCCCGCUUUGCGCCUCAUCCCGAAUUUGCUUCUCCAUGUAAAAAAGCUUGCCGUAGCGAUAAACAUCUAGAAACGACCCCGCAACAGCUCCAAUCUCUCCGCUCAACAGCUAGGAGACGCAUGACGGUGAAGGCACCUGCACAUGUAUAGGACGUUGCACACCAUGGGCAAAAGGAUUGUGUUCACUGGCGGUUCCGGCAAGGCUGGCCGUCAUUGUAUUCCCUACUUGCUAUCCAAGGGACACCAAGUGUUGAACUUGGACCUCGUCCCGCUGCCCAACCCUGACGGUGUUGGACUUAACCCAGACGUGUAUACGCUCAAAUGUGACCUCACAGAGAGCGGACAGGUCUUCAAUGCCCUCUCGUCGCAUUUUCAUAUGGGCGAGUACGAGAUCGAGCGAAAGCUAGGCCAGGAAAGUCCAACUGUUCUUCCAGAUGCCGUGAUUCACUUCGCAGCCUAUGCGCGCAACAUGCUCGUUCCCGACAAUGAAACCUUCAAGGCCAAUGUGACAGCUACGUAUAAUGUCAUCGAGGCCGCCUGCAAGCUAGGAAUCAAGAAAGUCAUUAUCGCUAGCUCCGAAACGACGUACGGAGUCUGCUUCACGCAGGGUGACUCUGACUAUCAUUCGUUCCCGCUGGAGGAGGACUACGACACCGAUCCAAUGGACUCGUACGCUCUGAGCAAGCUCUGCGGCGAGAAAGUCGCUCGUGGAUUCGCUCGUCGCUUCAACACCGAUAUCUAUGCCCUCAGAGUCGGAAACGUCGUCGAGCCUCACGAGUACGCACGAGAUUUCCCGAAAUACAUCAAGAACCCUGAGAUCCGCAAGAGAAACGCCUGGAGCUACAUCGAUGCUCGAGACCUAGGCCAGAUCUGUGACCUGUGUGUAGCCAAGGAUGGGCUGGGUUUCCAGGUCUUCAACGCCACGAACGACACUAUCACGACAGACAUCCCGACAGAAGAGUUCUUGAAGAAGUAUUGCCCGAAUGUGCCGAUUACUCGGAAAAUGGGCGAGUGGGAAGCCCCGCUGAGCAAUAGGAAGAUUAGGGAGGUUUUAGGAUUCAAGGAUGUUCAUAACUGGAGAAAGUAUAUAAAUGGCUAAAGGUUUGACAUAGUUUAAAUACUAUGCAAUAAUGUGUGUCCAAUACUAGAAUCACGUACGGCAAGGAAACUGAACAUCUAAUUGGGACUUGUUAUUAUUAUCGUUUAUGGACAGCGACACUGCGGGGUUUUUAUCUCGGCUGACAAAUUCGCGGAUGCGAACAUAAGUUAGUUAUUUCGGGCAUAUCCCGGGCGAGAUUAAAGCCUCCGGCGCGAAUGACCUUGGAUACGAGUAAUUUAGAGCAG
Molecule: messenger RNA, 1516 nt
Organism: Paecilomyces variotii
Lineage: Eukaryota; Fungi; Ascomycota; Eurotiomycetes; Eurotiales; Thermoascaceae
Exons: 1
Coding region: 315-1271 (318 amino acids)
Source: RefSeq, a predicted model, not a curated record